Molecule: messenger RNA, 402 nt
Organism: Arachis stenosperma
Lineage: Eukaryota; Viridiplantae; Streptophyta; Magnoliopsida; Fabales; Fabaceae
Product: protein IQ-DOMAIN 20
Exons: 2
Coding region: 1-402 (133 amino acids)
Molecular function (GO): protein binding
Source: RefSeq, a predicted model, not a curated record
AUGGGUGCAUCGUCACACAAAUGGUUGAGAAUUAUUCGGAGGAAGUUCCUUAGAUUAUCCAACAAAGACAACAUCAUCACUGCUCUACCUUACACAAGAAGAAACCAACUCGAAGAAGAUGAUAAUGAAGCCACCAUAGGAAGCAACAAUGAAGAAGAAACCACCACCAUAGCUAAGGAAGAUCUUGCGGCAAUCAAGAUCCAAGCUUAUUUUAGGGGUCAUCUUGCAAGAAGAGCAUAUGGAGGUCUUAGAAGCAUUGUGAAGGUGCAAGCAUUGGUGCGUGGUGUUUUUGUGAGGAAACAAUCACAUAUUGCUAUGCAAUGUAUGCAUGCAAUUCUUCGUUUACAACUUAGGGUUCGAGCAAGGCAGCUCCACCUCCAUGGAACCUUUCAUAAUUAUUAA